AAACGUCAUUGUCAUCAUCGUAACCUGGUUAGAAUCGGCCGUCGUCUCACCUAACCUAAAAAUUACAAAUUAAAAAUUAGAUUUUCAAGACAUUUCGUAAUAACAAAGGCAAAUUUUGAGUGAAAAAGCAUAAUACUCACAUAGGGCGACAUAAUGAACAGUAUUGGCGCUGAUUGCACGGAAUUAAAGAAGCAGUAUGAUGCUUGUUUCAAUACAUGGUUCUCUGAACACUUUCUCAAAGGCUCCACAGAUGAUAAAAUGUGUGCACCAUUGCUGAAAGUCUACCAGGAGUGUGUACAAAGAGCAAUGAAAACCCACAACAUUGACCUCAAAGAAGUGGAAAAAGAUCUCCUUGGCACAGAACAAGAAAGGAAACCACCCAACAAGAAUCACUCCUAGUCAACACAACCAGUCAACCUGAUAAAACGGUACAAAUCGCUGCCUCUCAAUCACCAAAGUUAUUCCACACGCCGCAUUUACAAUUUUAUUAUCAUGGAAAUGAAUUAUAAAAGGAAUAACGAUCGUGAGUAGUCUGUAGUGAAAACUUGUUGCAUGUGUCGCUGGCCUAAAUGGAAAACAGCAGGCAGCUGAUACAACUUAAACAAUACUUAACAAUUACCAUCCUAGAUGUGUUAAAGCUAUUAUUAAAUAAACUAUUUUCCCGA
Molecule: messenger RNA, 665 nt
Organism: Dalotia coriaria
Lineage: Eukaryota; Metazoa; Arthropoda; Insecta; Coleoptera; Staphylinidae
Product: TP53-regulated inhibitor of apoptosis 1-like
Exons: 2
Coding region: 154-399 (81 amino acids)
Biological process (GO): phospholipid translocation
Cellular component (GO): nucleus; cytosol; mitochondrial intermembrane space
Molecular function (GO): phosphatidic acid transfer activity
Source: RefSeq, a predicted model, not a curated record